AUAAAAACGAAAUCCAAAACGAUUCACAAAAACAUUUCAUAUUUUUUUUUGUGAUAUUGGUUAAUUUCUACCAAAAAAUGAAGUGUCCUUCUAUAUUCUUAACUCUAUUAAUUUUUGUUUCUUCAUGUACAUCAAUACUUAUAAAUGAAUCUAGUGAUGAACAGAGAAUAUAUUCUUUCAGUCCAACAACAAGUCCUUUUGAUCCACGCUCACUGAACCAAGAACUUAAAAUUGGGAGAAUUGGUUACUGUUUUGAUUGCGCAAGAGCUUGUAUGAGACGGGGUAAGUAUAUUCGUACAUGUAGUUUUGAAAGAAAACUUUGUCGUUGCAGUAUUAGUGAUAUUAAAUAAGGCAUUGUAACUUUGUUAAACAUUAAUAAUAAUAAAAAAUAUUGCUGUUUA
Molecule: messenger RNA, 401 nt
Organism: Arabidopsis thaliana (thale cress)
Lineage: Eukaryota; Viridiplantae; Streptophyta; Magnoliopsida; Brassicales; Brassicaceae
Gene: LURE1.4
Product: Putative membrane lipoprotein
Exons: 2
Coding region: 78-350 (90 amino acids)
Cellular component (GO): extracellular region
Source: RefSeq, marked reviewed